Molecule: messenger RNA, 783 nt
Organism: Seminavis robusta
Lineage: Eukaryota; Bacillariophyta; Bacillariophyceae; Naviculales; Naviculaceae
Source: the annotation of a GenBank genome assembly
AUGAAGAGGCUGCUCGUACAUGUAUUAGUGGGGACAGUCGGUUGGAGCAGCUUGGCAGAUGGAUCGGGUGUAGGCAAGCCGUGGUACAGCGCCUUUGUGGUUCCAUCAUCAUCGUCAUCACGGCAUGUCCCUCUGUCCAGCGUGGGUGGGUUCUUCCAGUUCCCUCAACCGUGGAAACAAAAGACAAAACCAAGGACGAUUGUCAGUUCUACGGCUGAUCAAGACAAGACGGACCCUCCAGUACCAUUUUUCUUUGCAAAAAAGCCUGCACCAAAAACACCCAAACCUCCUGAACAUCCGCCCAUAAGGAGAUCGUCCUUCAUCAAGGGGGUAACGGAGUUGACAGUCCAGGAAGAAACUGUGAUAUCGCCAGUGGCUGCGAACAGCUUGGAAGAAGAAAUGAAAGAAGAUCCAAUAAUGGCAGAAAAAGAAGCGGAGCCUACCCCAUUGGCUACACUGCAAAACUUGGAAGACGCGGUGGAAACAAAAGAGAGCAUACACACGGAACCUGUGGCUCAAACCCCCACAACAAUUACUGCAAAGCCCCAAACUAGUAGUGGAAGAUCCAAAAGACGAAGAAAUAGGGCAUCCGCCAGAAUUGUCCAGCAGCAUGAAGAAAGAUCCAAAAAUGGUGGUGAUGGUGGAGGCAUUGGCUCGUUUUUCUCCUCCUUCUUGCCGUCUCGCACGGAUGCAUCAUCAUCCUAUGAAUCCAUUACGAUGAUAUUUUGCUGGCAAAAAGAAGAAGAAGAAGGAACGCGCCAAAAAGAAGAAAGAGUUGGAUGA